UUUCUCUUUCCCUCGUUUAAUUUUCACUAAGAAAAAUUCGUCCUUUUUUUUUUUCUCUGAGGAUCAAUAGGGUUUUGAUUGUUCUUUGAUUGCUUUCAUUCUCGAAUCUCCUCAGAGUUCCUAGGGUUUAUGUUUAAUCCCUUCUCCUUUGUUGUAUUAGAUCAUCAUAAUUUUGAAUCAUAUCAGGUUACUUGGAGUUAGAGGAGUUUAGAAUCGGCCUUACAAAGUUAUACCAUUGCACUUCUUUCGCCAUGAAUGCCAAUUUAGAGGAACAAAAGAAAGGAAAGUAUGUUCUAAUUCGUGAUGGUGAGGACUCUGAGUUAGGAGGACUCUUCUAUAAGCCCCUCCCUUGCUUCGGUUGUGGAAUCGGAUGGUUCUCGUUUCUUCUUGGAUUUUUCUUCCCAAUUGCUUGGUACGUUGCAACAUUUCUAUAUUUUAUCAACUAUUACCGUAGAGAUCCACGGGAAAGAUCUGGUCUUGCUGCCUCUGCUAUAGCUGCUUUGAUAUUCUCUGUUGGACUUGUGAUCACCGUGCUUGUGCUCGUUUUCUCCGGUCGGUAGAGUCUCUUGUUUACAGUUUGCAUAUUCUUUCUGAAAGGGAAACAACUUCAAGUCUGUUUCCACAACAAGUAAAACAUUUCUAUUUGACGGUUUUGAAGAGAAGAUACUGCUAGUCCUGUUAGAAUCAUCAAAAUUCGGUUUGCUUUGUACAUAAGUGUAUAGUUUUUUUAUACAAUGGAAAUGAGAUAUUUAAAUCCUUCUGGAGAUCUAUCUUGUUUCACGCUUGUAUGUUAUUCACAUUGGAACCUUUAACCCAGACAAGAAUCAUCAUAGCCAAGGUUAUGUCUGGUUCUUAUCUUCCUUCUUCAAAGUCUCUUCUUUCUUUCUUU
Molecule: messenger RNA, 889 nt
Organism: Camelina sativa (false flax)
Lineage: Eukaryota; Viridiplantae; Streptophyta; Magnoliopsida; Brassicales; Brassicaceae
Product: large ribosomal subunit protein eL20z
Source: RefSeq, a predicted model, not a curated record